AUGUGGUCUACUACCGAUGAUGUGGAAGCACGGCUUGUUGUGCCUCCUAUCUCGCGCACCAUGGUCAGCACGGUCGACAAAUUCGGAGUGGGCCUGAAGACUCUGAUUUCUGCUUGGUCAUUUAGGAUCACCGCGCUCAAAGAAGGAUUGUACCCCGUGCUUCAGCACAUACGAGAAGUGCUCACUUGGAAGAAGUGUGCCUGGACCUUAGGGAUCGUACUCUACUUCAGCCUCAGGUUGGUGAUGGGCAUCAUCCACAAAUUCUUUCGCCACUCACCACACUUACGCGUGUCAAGCGUGGCGAUGGUCGAGAACAUUAUUCGUCUAACGCUCGACAACGCUGUGAGUGCAAUAUUCGUGUUCAUGAUGUCCCGUUUCGCCGUUCAAUUCGGUUGGCUCCGUUUUGUCGCCAGAAUUUCAGAACAUUUCUGGAGAAAGCGAUUUGCCCCAGAGGGAUGGGCGUUUGCCAAAUUUGACUAA
Molecule: messenger RNA, 480 nt
Organism: Prorocentrum cordatum
Lineage: Eukaryota; Dinophyceae; Prorocentrales; Prorocentraceae
Source: the annotation of a GenBank genome assembly